AUGGCAGACUACGAGCGACGGCCCAGUGGACACCAUGGGGGCUACAAUAAUCGCAAGCGGCGAUUUAGGGGCGAUGAUGACUAUGAUCGCAGGCCACAGCGUCGGAGAUACGAAGAGCCAUUACACGUAAAGAUUCGAAAACAGCUUUUAAGCAUUGCUGAGUCGCCACUCAAGAGAAAUGAUGAGGAGAUUGCUAGUAUCGCCAAAAUCAUCGUCGAAAAUCACGAAGAUGAGCAAAUUAAAUCUGUAUACCUUGAUCUAAGCAUUCAACUUGUUCUGGAGCAACCUUUGAAAAUCCCUUUUAUUGCCGGUCUUACCCUUGCAACAGACCAACAAAAGCCAGACUUGUCCCAGAAAAUUCUUGAAAGAGCAACUUCGAGACUGCAGGAGUACCUCAACGCAGGUGCCUGGCGGGAAGUCAAGCAUCUGCUUAGAUUCCUAGGAUGCCUCCAGCGGAUCCUCGAGGGAGAUGGUAUAUUUCCAGUAUUUGAGGAACUCUUCGCGCGAGCCGUGGAUUUGCAGACGGCCUCAUCGGAAGACAGCCUCGGGUUAGAGCUAGUCAAAAUCAUUCUCUUAGCACUGCCAUGUGUUAUGGCAAUUAACCCGAACUCAUCAAAAGAUCAAGCACUCGCAAUUCUAGACAAGACUGAGGUGAUCGCGUCCACCCCUCACGUUCUUUACACGCUCGUCAACCCAAUCGCGGUGACCAGUAGUGGAGAGAGUUCAGAACCACUAAGCUUCAUUGCUUUAUUACAAAAGCAACUACAAGCGGAGGCUGACCAGGGAUGGAAGCUGGCUUGUAUUCCCAGACCCUACGUUCCAAUGGAAGGCUUCAACACGGGUGACGAGUCCGUCGCAAAACAUAAGCUACCUGACAUUAUGAUACCAUCGCCUGUCACGGCUGGCACACGUCCUAGAUUACCUGAGAUUUACUUUUCUGUCUAUUCCGAUCAGGAGAUUGAGACCGUGGCGCCAGUCUCCGAUAUAGCCUCAACCCUCGUCCGUGAUUCUCUCAUAGACACCAUAAAUAUCGUGGACUUCAACCGCAACGCCACAGCUAAAUUUCUGAUUGACGUCGAUUGCUACUUCGCUCCCGAUACGUUUGUCAAACGAGCCACGCAGUUCGACAAGUUACGCAACUUGGAUCAAGGCAGUACGACAUGGAAACCUGAAGAUGUGGUGGUUGACGCUGUUUUCUCGCAACUGCUCCAGCUUCCAUCAUCAGAGCACAAGCUUGUGUAUUAUCAUUCUGUUCUUACCGAGGCUUGCAAAAUUGCUCCCGCUGCUAUUGCUCCGAGUCUCGGACGGGCUAUACGAUGGCUCUACCAAAACGUGGAUUUCUUAGACCUCGAAUUAGUGUAUCGCUUUAUGGACUGGUUCUCUCAUCACCUCAGUAACUUCGGCUUCACGUGGAAAUGGACGGAAUGGGUGGAUGAUGUGGCUCUUACCGCUGUGCAUCCAAAGAAGGCUUUCAUUACAGGGGCUCUUGAAAAAGAGAUCCGCUUGAGUUUUGCUGCCCGCAUUCGUGGUACCUUGCCUGAGCCAUAUCGACCUCUCAUAAGCGAAGCUCAAGAAGAGGACACUCCUCCCUUUAAAUACCAAGAUGAUCAAACGCCAUACGCUGAACAAGGCCGCCAACUGCUUCAGCUUCUCAAAAAGAAGGCACCCGGCAAUGAGGUGCAAGCUGCACUCGACAGCAUUCAAGAGACGGCAUCUUCGCUCAAGGUUGAGGACCCACUUGUGCCUUCAACAGAUGCGUACACAACUGUGAUCUGCUACCUCGGCAGCAAGUCUCUUUCGCAUGUCCUCUCCCAGAUAGAGCGCUGUAAGGAGCACUUCCUCGCUAUUGGCCCUCAAUCGGAAAGCGCUCGUCGGCAGAUUAUCACCAGUGUCAUGGAUUAUUGGCAUGACAAGCCUGGUGUUGGGGUCUCCAUCAUAGAUAAGCUACUCAACUACACAAUCCUUACCCCCCAAAGCGUCGUCCAAUGGGCGUUACACGACCAGCUGGGCAAGGGCAAGAUACUAGCAAAGGCCCAUGUCUACGAGAUGAUCGCUUCCACACUAGCAAAAGUCACCGGCCGCGUCCGCCAGAUCCUUAUUGCACGAAACGCUCCUGACCUCACCGACGAGCAGCGUGCCAUCCUGGACACGACCUUAACAAAUGAAAGAGAGGAGAUGAGCAAGCUACUUGCGCUCACUGAAGAUGCUCUAGUUGGCGUUGCAGAAGGUAGCAACGACGCUAUGGCUGAGGGCGCCAAUCAGGAUAUGGAGGAGGAGCAGUUAAUGAGAGAGUGGGGCCAAAGGUGGCUCAGGGUUGUAAGAAGAAAGAGAGCGGUUGAGGAAGCCACAGUGAUAGAGCUGCUACAGCAAGCUCAGAGCCAGAUGGAAGGUGUUGAGAAUGGUGUUGUUAACGGCGUGCAGCAGAAUGGUGAUGACUUGGAGGAUCAACUGCCAGAGCAGAAUGGGGUGGAGGAUUUCGACCAGAUUACGUGA
Bacidia gigantensis is the source of this 2493-nucleotide messenger RNA. RefSeq lists its product as uncharacterized. NCBI's taxonomy places the organism in Eukaryota, Fungi, Ascomycota, Lecanoromycetes, Lecanorales, Ramalinaceae. Gene Ontology annotation, cellular component: nuclear cap binding complex; nucleus. The coding region runs from base 1 to 2493 and encodes 830 amino acids. The transcript has 7 exons. Gene Ontology annotation, biological process: nuclear-transcribed mRNA catabolic process, nonsense-mediated decay; mRNA export from nucleus. Gene Ontology annotation, molecular function: RNA cap binding; mRNA binding. The record is from RefSeq and is a predicted model, not a curated record.